GAAAAACGAAGAUUUAUUUUUACACGCUAUUUUUAGUUUCCUUCAAACUGUUUACAAUUUAUCGGCAAUGCUAAGUAUUUUACACUUGAUUGAGAUUCGAUUGUGUACAAUGUUAUACAAUUUUAAAAAUUUAAUUUUUAUCAAAAACGUCGUAAUGUCGCGAGCUGGAUUGGUAAUUUUGAAUAACCCGCCACAAGAGAAUUAUUAAUAUCGGUGCGAUAAAAUUGCCAUAUAAAAUGUAAAAGAAUAAUGACGUCAAUGCAUUACAUGUCUAAAAUUAAUUUUUGGUGAGAACAUUUUUUUUUUUGUAUUACAUUUGUAACCUGUUCGGUGCAUUGUGCGUGUCUUUUAAUAGCAUGGCGGACAUGAGUCUACUUCGUCCUCUGUGCACGAGGUACAUCAUCACGUAGAAGCUAGUAAUUACUUUAAUAGCAAGCGGUUCAGAAUCAAAUCCGACAUUAUAGCAGUACUAUUCUCUGAUGCGGUAACAUGCCCAGUGAAAUCGUACAUUCCACUAAAGUCCCAAGACUUUUUAAAAUUGCUGCCAAGAUUGUACGAGAGGUUCGUGAGAAUCAUGGCAGCCUCAAGUCGUUGAUUUUCGAAGGAAAACACCCUAACGUGUCUGCGUUAUAUUCUUUAUGCCACAAAACACUGGCCAAAGAAAGACAGUUAGACUACCUUUUAAAGAAAACUAGUAUAUUGGUAAACGAGCCACGUCUGGAUCCGUGGUUAGCGAAGAUUUUGGUAACGGAGUUACUUUGGGGCAAGAAAACCUUGAAAGCUAAAUGCAAACCUAUUCAAACUGUGCUUGCGUACAAACAAAAGUUUUGGGAGGAGUUGAACAAUGUUGACGAUGUCGAGCUUCCUCAAAAACCAGAGAGUUACACAUCUGGAUUAAUGGUUCUAAUCAUCCGUAACAACCGUAUACUUACAAGCCGGCACUCUAGAAUUAAAAGAUUUUUCUCUUAUAUGCGUAAAGAUCAGCAGAGAGAAAAUCAGAAAGAAAGUUCGCCUGAUCAGAAUAAAGAUCAAGGACCAAUUAUGACUUUUGUGGCCGUAUUGGGGAAAUUCUUUAUAUACAGUAUGGCUAUGUUCACUCUGCCAUUCGUUGCAUUUUUCGGAGUACAACAUGUUAUGAAAGUUGAAUUCCAUGUAGAUAGAUUUGUGACGAAUUGCAUUUCUGUGUUUGCUGCUGUAAUUACAGUGAAUUUGAUAAUAGCUUAUUAUGUCUAUCAGGCGCUUCACGAGCCCGAUAAUGCUAACGAUCAGCCUUCUGCAGACGAUCUAAAUGACAAAAUUGAUUAG
This is a messenger RNA of Heterotrigona itama, 1305 nucleotides long. NCBI's taxonomy places the organism in Eukaryota, Metazoa, Arthropoda, Insecta, Hymenoptera, Apidae. The record is from the annotation of a GenBank genome assembly.